Molecule: messenger RNA, 1098 nt
Organism: Agrilus planipennis (emerald ash borer)
Lineage: Eukaryota; Metazoa; Arthropoda; Insecta; Coleoptera; Buprestidae
Product: serine/arginine-rich splicing factor 7
Exons: 4
Coding region: 308-889 (193 amino acids)
Biological process (GO): mRNA splicing, via spliceosome
Cellular component (GO): nuclear speck
Molecular function (GO): RNA binding; zinc ion binding
Source: RefSeq, a predicted model, not a curated record
UUAGUUUUUAAAUUCCCGCGUGCGAACGACAUCCAUAAAUUUUAUAAGAUUUCUCUAUUUCUAUUGGUCAAUAUUUGACGCCAUACAUAUAAUAGAUCAUCAACUACUGCGAGUAGCGUAAACAAAUAAUUCGCCGCCAUCUCUAUUUUCCGCCAUUUUCGGUAAUAUAUUUAAGUGGUUUUACAUUGAAUUCAUAAUAUAACAAAAUAAACAAACAGUACAUAAUUGGGUGCAAGAAAAGUAACCGGCCAAAUGCAGUAGGUGCGUCCUCAAAAAACGAUCAAUAAAUAGCAGAAAAUAAUACAAAAUGUCACGCUACAGCGGUGAAACGAAGGUUUAUGUGGGCGAUUUGGGUAAUAAUGCAUCAAAGCAGGAGCUAGAGGAUGCUUUUGGAUAUUACGGUCCUCUACGUAAUGUUUGGGUAGCAAGAAACCCUCCAGGCUUUGCAUUUGUUGAAUUUGAAGAUCCUCGUGAUGCAGAAGAUGCCGUGCGUGGUUUAGAUGGUAGAACGAUAUGUGGUAGAAGAGCAAGGGUUGAAUUGUCGAAUGGAAAGGGAGGUAGUGGAAGAUAUAGGGGGCCACCUCGGUCUCGCGGAAGACCAUUUCAUCCUGACGAUCGAUGCUAUGAAUGUGGAGACAGAGGCCAUUAUGCCCGUGACUGCCAUAAAUACAGAAGGAGACGCAGGUCUCGUACUAGGUCGCGCAGUCGUUCACGCGACAGACGCACCAGGUCAAGAAGUGCCUCAAGAUCGGCCAGCAGGUCUCGUUCUAAAUCGCGAUCCAGGUCGGCCAGAAGAAGUCGCAGUCGCACAGACGACCGGUCCAAGUCCAGAUCACGUAGCCGAAGUCGCUCUGCUCCCAAAGAGAAUGGUAACAGCGAUCAUAACUAAGUUAACGGCUUCAUAAAAAAAUCUUUACCUUAAAGUCCUAGUUGUGAAAGAAGUUAAUUAAAAUUAUUGAAUAAUUACGGUAAAAUAUGAUUAUAAUGUUUUAGCUUGCAAAUUUCCUAUGCGGCUAUUUAAUUAUCUUAUUUAGAUUUAGAGUUCUUUUUGUAUUUUUGUCAGUACCAUUGUGUAAGUUAAAUAGAUGGUAAAGUAAU